AUGACAGCGCCUGGCUGUCGCAGCGCCAAUCGAGCUCACGGGCCUACACCCUCAAGACGGGUUUCUUUCACGCAUACAUGGGCAAAUUCCUCUUCCCAAGUGUCACGGUCCGUCCAUGGGCGGGAUGAUGGGAAACUUCAACGAGCAUGCCCACUAAAACAUGGGCUUCGACCCUUUCGCUUCGCCGGUUCCAGCACAGCCAUGUUCCAGGGUUCUCCGUCUCCGAGCUUGACCCUUUGGGGGGGAUGUUGCCGAGGCCCGCCUAGAAACUUGACGCUUGCAAACUGGUCCCGGGCCAAGUUGAACAGGAUAAUGGCCGCUGCGAGCUACCCCAACCGAGCGUACCACCCCAAUACGAGCUGGGAAAACCGCGCAGCUUGA
Colletotrichum lupini is the source of this 381-nucleotide messenger RNA. RefSeq lists its product as uncharacterized. NCBI's taxonomy places the organism in Eukaryota, Fungi, Ascomycota, Sordariomycetes, Glomerellales, Glomerellaceae. The transcript has a single exon. The coding region runs from base 1 to 381 and encodes 126 amino acids. The record is from RefSeq and is a predicted model, not a curated record.